This is a messenger RNA of Kwoniella mangroviensis CBS 8507, 210 nucleotides long. RefSeq lists its product as uncharacterized. NCBI's taxonomy places the organism in Eukaryota, Fungi, Basidiomycota, Tremellomycetes, Tremellales, Cryptococcaceae. The record is from RefSeq and is a predicted model, not a curated record. The coding region runs from base 1 to 210 and encodes 69 amino acids. The transcript has 5 exons.
AUGCCAUAUUUAGGUCUGAGGGGUAACAAUUUCCCCGUAGCUAUCUCUUUGGCUGCUGGUAUGGGUUGGAUCUUGUUCGGUUUAGAUGAUGCCAUUCUGGGUGCCGUCAUCACUACCACAGCUUUCGAGAGAGAAUUCGAUCUCAGUACUUCCAUGCAAGGUACCGUUACCAGUCUAUUCGAACUGGGCUUUUCGCCGGUGCUUUACUAG